Molecule: messenger RNA, 3587 nt
Organism: Leptomonas pyrrhocoris
Lineage: Eukaryota; Euglenozoa; Kinetoplastea; Trypanosomatida; Trypanosomatidae
Product: putative cyclin dependent kinase-binding protein
Exons: 1
Coding region: 648-3587 (979 amino acids)
Biological process (GO): regulation of cell cycle
Source: RefSeq, a predicted model, not a curated record
GCAAUUUCCCGUAAAGAAGCCGUGCAACCGUGUGUGCAUCGACCUUUCCUUUUUCCACACCUUCGUUUUUCUUCUUCUACGUAGAUAAUCUACUCCCAAGUGGGUGUGUUUGCUGUGUUGACCAACAAAAAAGCAGAGAAAAGCGUCCUUUUUUGUUUGCUUCCUUGUUCAAAUCACGGUCGUACACGUGAUCUCUCGUUGCUUCACAGCGCUAAGAGUUGUUUUUUUCUUUUUCUUCUCUUGUUGUGCAUUCCUUUAUUGCUGUUACAAUUUGAAUCCCUGACGUAACCUUGUCAAUUGUGACAUAUAUAGAAAACUAUUCUACUUCUCUGGCUUCAAAAGUGGCGUCACUUACAUCCGCUCCUUCUCGUCCGCCUGACGCCCGCAGCUCCACUGCGGACGCACAAGACACAACUGUCAACAGCAAUGUAAGCGUGUCGGCGGCCCUCACGGCGAACGUCAGCGGUGUCGUAAGCGCAGCUGAAGUUUCCUCCUCCCGGUUUUCCCUCAGCGCGCCGCCCGGUAGACAUGGCGACGGCACAGGUGCGGAGCACUCGAAGUCCGCCUCAACCACCGCAUGCGUCUCCCAACCCCCGGCACCCCCCUCGUUGCGCAUCAGGACCUGCAAGCAAAAUAAUGGCAACGGCAUGUCCAGCAAGGGCCUCCCUGCUGAUGCUGCUGCAGCGGCGGCGGUGCGGCCGUACAUCACGGCAAAGGCGCGCGGUGCAGAGCGGGCGGCCGUUUUCCUGAGCGGCAUCACUCCCACCGACAUCCGACCGCACCCGCUGUGGAGACCAGCCAACGCUGCGCGCUCGUCCAAUACGGACAGCGAGGACGUAGAGGUGGAGACGGUGGAGGACACGGCGGUGCGGGAAGCCAUGAGCGGCGUAAUGAAUUCCGUCGACGGCAACAGCGGUAAUCUCUCCAGCCGCAGUGGCGCUGGAGCAAGCGAGUUUGUCGUGCACGUUCCUCCAUCUGGGCUGACCGGACGCCCCCGCAACGGCGCAGACAGCGCGAGGACGUCGAUGAAGGGGAGGUCUGGUGUUGUCGCGAUGGAGACAACCACAUCGCCGAACUUUGGCGCGGCACAGAAGACGCUUCUAGAAGAGAACUCCAACCUUGCGGUCGUCUCAGUAGCCACCAUCUCCUCCACGCUUGCGCUGCUUCCCACCCAUGAGUUACUACAGGAGGCUUCCUCGCCGCUCACUCCACAGCAAGUGCAACACCGUCGUCGGCAGCCGUUUGCCACGGACUUCUCGGUGCGCAAUCACCGCCAGGAGACUUUCCUCAAAUCCCUCACCACUACGAUGAAACUCGGGAAGCGUCACAAGCGGCACAGCAACAAGAGCAGCCGUUCUGCCUCGUCUUCGUCGAGCUCGACCGCAUCCGCCAAUACGAAGAACAGCUCGUACCCAAGUCGCAACAGUGCCUCGGCUCUGGCAACCGCUACACAGCUAAACCCUGCUGCGGUCGGGAACACUUCGGGAACCGCGACAGUCAGUGGCGCUGGCAAUAGCAGGCAAGACGGCGGUGGGUCUGGCGGAGCCGCUGCGGGGGCGGCCGGUGCUGAUCCAGGGGCACCUGAAGGCUAUGUAGGGUCCGAUCCUGCACUGCCUCAGCAACAGCAACCGGUGCCGCCUCAAACAGCGAAUCACCGUCCCCGAAAUGCUGGCGAGAAGCCCCGUCUUCACGUUAGCCAAGUCGUCCGGAAGGAAGGUCAGCGGGUGCGCCUGAGGUGGGUGUACGGCGAUACGCUGCAGCAACCGCGCCGCGGCGGGUCCAACGGGUCGUCAUCGUCAUCGUCGUCGUCUUCGUCUUCCAGCUCGACGUCCUCCUCGUCAAGGGGCUCCUCGGAGCAGUCCUCGUUGCGCCACCACAACUCCCUCGCCAGAAACCCGAACCACGCCAAGAGUGAGAACUCAGCCAACACUCAGAUCAACACCAUCAACGGCAACGCCGCUGCCCCACCGAAGCUGGCGGCGACGGCAGGGACGGAAACGGAUUUUAGUGGGACGCCGCACAGCUUGUCCAGCACGGCGCACACUCGCACGCGCACCUCCUCGUCCUCCUCGUCGUCCUCGUCCUCCUCGUCGUCCUCGUCGUCCGCUUCGUCGCCUGCGAGAAGUUCCCGUCGCCGCCGGCGUCGCGAGCGGGAGCGCUGGCGGUUGUGGUGGGCUCAGUCGGCCGCCACACCGAUGUCGCUCUGCACCAUUCUGACCAAGUUCGAACCCCGCGUAGCCGCCCUGGGCAAGGAGGACCAGGUGGUUCGACCCUAUGGUGGCGAGUCGAACGCAAGCAGCAGCUCGUCUUCGUCGACGGAGCGUUCCUCCUCUUCCUCGUCUUCGUCGUCGUUUUCGUCGUCGUCGAGUUCCACGUCUUCCACGGCCGUCAAGCACCACGACGCUGAUGGUGAGUACCAGGACUUCGUCGUCAACAGCCACUACCUCGCCGGCAACUACGCGGACCGUCGUCACGUGGCGGAGAUGACGAGCGUCGACGACAGCUCGUCCUCGUCCGACACCGACGGCGCCAAGCGUUCCUCCUCGCUCUCCACCUUCUCGUCGGAGAUCGACUCGGCGGGCGACACGCACAGCAAGCGAGGCAGCAGCAGCCGCCUGCACAGCCGGUCCAGCUCCGCGUCGGGGGCCAGCCGUAGCUCUAGUCGGCGCAGCCGCGGCAGCAACAGCAGCAGCCGCAGCUCCCGGGGUAGUCGCAGCAGCUCACACAGCUCCCCCAACACUCACCGGCGCCACCAUCACCGCAGUCGCAAUAAGGGUGGCAUCAUUAGUGGAGAGGACAACAUGCGCAGCUACCGCAAAAUUCUCGCGCGCAAGCAGAGCCGCCACAACCCCUCCUUCUCCAACGCGUACUUCUUGGACACCGGCAACAUCACCGGUGGCGAGCGACGACGCAAGAUGAUUUCGCUCCCGUCCUAUCGCGUAUCGAUGAUCUCGUUUGUGGACAAGAAGAUCCUCAAGAAAGACUUGAACCACAACUUUUACGUCCAGCACCCCGAGCUGGAGGUGCGCGAGAUUAAGCUGACCCACCUUCGCAAAAUCAAGAACGAGCUGCUCGUCUACGCGCUCGAGGACAAUUCGUUGCUGGACUUGAUCACCAUCGCCUACGCGUACUGGUACUUCGAGCGGCUGGUCGUGCAGGGCAUGGUGGGCAAGCACAACCGAAAGGAGAUCAUGGCGGCCUGCGUGCUGUUGGCCAUCAAGUUCCUCGAGACGGGCGAUGUGACGAAGAAGAUUGCGUACUUUAAAAACCGCUGGCGCCGCUUCCACAACGUGUCCGGCGUGCACGUGGGCAACGCAAUGCUCGGCGGUGGGGCGAGCAAAGAGGCGGAGGAAGAUGAUGAGGAGGUAGGGCAGGUGGAUUGGAAGAAGGUAGAGUUGCAGGAGUUCCCGGUGUACGUCGGUCUUGACUUCACGCUGCUCCCCGAUGGCGAUGGUCAGGUGAUCAAGACGCACCUCGAGCGUCUGCUACAGCUCAUCAACGUGACUUCGCAGGAGUACUACAGCAAGAAGUUUGUGGCACCUGCCUACCUAAACACCUACAACUGCUACAGCAACUUGUACUACUAA